This is a messenger RNA of Photinus pyralis (common eastern firefly), 1835 nucleotides long. Its product is annotated as G-protein coupled receptor Mth2-like. Gene Ontology annotation, cellular component: membrane. Lineage: Eukaryota; Metazoa; Arthropoda; Insecta; Coleoptera; Lampyridae. The transcript is spliced from 8 exons. The record is from RefSeq and is a predicted model, not a curated record. Bases 308 to 1606 code for a protein of 432 amino acids. Gene Ontology annotation, molecular function: G protein-coupled receptor activity. Gene Ontology annotation, biological process: cell surface receptor signaling pathway; G protein-coupled receptor signaling pathway.
CGCCCACGUCAAGUUGGUGUUGAUCUUUUCGCGAGUCUUUAAUAUAGGACUUGGACAUACUCCAAAACAAUUUCUACAUGUAGAAUUUACACUAACGACCGAGUGUUUAGUAUUUCUCGAUAGUUCAUGCUGUUCGCCUAGAAAAAUAUGUUAAUAAGUAAACAGUACAAGCACGGAUGUAGCAAUAUUUUUAAAAGUUACAGUGUAAAUCGUUCCGUACCAUAUUAACACUAUUGGAUCCAUUACAGUACGAGUGUAAUAAUGGUAUUAUAAUUCAUAGUCAGUUGUUAAUAAAAUAAGGUUGAACAUGAGAAACUGCGUUAUACUCCUCCUAGGUUUAGGUCUUCUGUAUAUAGUAAUUCAAAAAACUGAAGCCACAACAUGUUGUCCUCCAUCAGAUACAAUUAUGUCAAAAUACAAUUGCAGCAAUGGGUCGGAAAUAACCACAAUUUCUUGCAAACAAAGAGAUUUUAUGUUUGCGACAUUAGAUCGCCCACUUCUAUAUGAGAUCGGCGAAGAUGACGUCUUAAUUGUAACCCGAGAUGAAGAUUUGGGAUUUAUAGUCAUGAAUCCUGACCAGUACUGCGUAGGGUUAUCUGCGGAAAACGAAAGUGAUUUGAUAAUCAUUUGUAUGCACGACGACGAAACAAAACUAAAUGAAACAAUAAGCGUAAAGUGGCAAAUUUUGGGUUACGUAAGGAUGAUUUGCGCACUGGUGUCCGUUUUUUCUUUUGGAUUGAUUGCGUUUAUAUACAUUUAUCUACCAGAAUUGCAAGACAUAGAGGGGAAAUGUAUAAUCAAUUUUUCAAUAUCACUGGCAAUCUGCCAUUUUCUGCAAUGUAUUGCACCAAUAAUUAUAGUCAAUUACGAAGAUACGUGCGACAUAUUUUCUUUUAUGAACAAUUACGUACUUCUAUGUGGAUAUAAUUGGUUAACAGUUAUGUCGAUUCACAUGUGGAGAAUUACUAUGCAACCCGUUUUCCGAAGACAAAUGAACUGGUUUCUUAUUUAUAUGUGCUAUGGCUAUGGAUUACCAACAAUAUUGCUCAUCACUUCAUUAAUAUCUCAUCUAACAAACAAAAUGGAGCUUGAAAAACGGAUUGAAGUUCAAAUGGAAAACGAUGAAUGUUCGCUGGAGAAUUCUGUAAUUGUUUGGUUUUAUUUUUAUGCUCCCCUCGCGAUUUUAGUGUUAAUAUCGACCGUUGUGCAAUUAUGGGCAGCGAAAGUAUUGUGGAUAGACAUAUACCGAAAAGAUAAUCCUUCAGUUGUUUAUCUUCGCAAAAAGAGCCACAUGUAUUUGCACGCUUUAAUUGUAAUGGGAUGCUUAACCGUCGUUGAACUGUCCCUCUAUCCUUUGCAAUCUUCGAACAAAGACGAGAUGCAGUUAGCAUUAUACAUUAUAGAUUGCCGAAAUUUACUCAUUGGUGCAUCGGUGUUCUUCGUCUUUGUACUUUUGAGAAACAAAGUUCGUAAAGCUCUCGCUAAGAAAGGAUUGUGCUGCAUCACUUUUCCAGAUCAUUGGAAAAAAUUAAUAGACGAGGAAAUACAUGAACGAGAUAGAGAAAAUGACGAAACUAGAUUGACCACGAUGGACACUAGAUUUUGAGAUAUGUAUCAGUUUUUGACCUUUAAUCGCGGAAGAAUACAUUUUUAGAUGUAGAGGUCGGGGUCGAUGUCAAGGUAGCCCACUGAACUGAAGGGUAACCUUAACAAGUAUUGCCAUUCCCAAUAAAGUAUUGUUGAAAUUCGAGUAAAGAAUUGGUUACUAAACCUUUGUACUAUAAUUUAAGAAUUAGUAUUCAUUGUAGAAAAAGAAAUAUAUACCGUAGAACUAA